CCAAGGAGAAAGAAACAGCACGGUGGAUCAGAUUGUGGCAGCACAGGUCUCCUGAGGAGUAAAUCUCUAGGAAGCUUUGGUGACAACAGCAUCAAGGGGUCCCUGUCGUCAUUGUCAUCCACCUCUAUGGACUCCUUGCGCUUUGUGGGGGAAGAAGAGGCUGAGGUCUUCUGGUACCCCAUUCACCUUCCCCGUCAUCUCCAUCAGCACAUCUACACUCCCCCAAACCUGUGGUAGUAGAAGUUCUGAAAAGCUUGAGGGAGAUUAAAUACAGCCCGGUUAAAACGCCAACACGAAGCAAAAUACCAGUCAGACGUCAGCAGAGAGCAAAAGCGGAAUAUGUCGACCAGCAGAUCCAGAUCCAUAUUCACAAGGAACCAGAGGAGCCAGUGGUGGAAGGACUAGAGGAAGACUGGGAUGCCUUUAUGGAGAUUGGCUCUCCGGCGUGCAGAACACAAGUCUCUGGUUUCCAUCGUAUCCGGGACACAUUAAAAUGGCUUCAGACCCAGCUAAAAGCUUCUCAAGAUGGUGGAACUCUUUCUAAUCACCAGGACUACUCAUCAGAACAGCAGGAUUUGGUGCGGGAGCUCAUCAGAACUCUGAAGUUUAAGGAAGAACUCUUGGAGGACUGUCUAACCUUGCUGCUGACACUGCCGGUGGCCUGUGAUCCAAACGGGGACCUCAUCGCAGAUUUUGUGGAGGAGCUGAGAGUGAGGGAAGAGCAGACAAAGAAAGAAGGGGAGGAGUUAGCUGAAAACAAGCGCCAAAGAGAUGCAGAAUCUGAACGUUUACAGGAAGAGAUGAGAGCGAGAGAGGAGGACAUAAUGCGGCUGACGAAGGUUCUGCGGGAGAAUCAGGACACUAUCACAGCUCUGCGUGACAUCCUGGGGGAAAAGGACUUCACUAUCCAACAUCUGGAGGUGGCACUGGACUCUGCUAUCCGCUCAGCUGAAUCCCAGGACACCCUACGCCUGGCCGCUCUGCGGGAGAAGGAUGCCCUGAUCGCAGCGGUACAAGGCGCGCUGAGCAGCAGCAACCAGGAUGUGGAGGCUCUAGCAGACUCCCUGCUGUCUCAAGGACUGGAUGACUUUGGCGGCUCUCUCCCCGGUCUCUCUGCUCCUAACCCUCUUCUGUCCCAGCUACAAGAGAAGGGUCGCCUCCUGUCUCAGGCCCACACGGAGAACCAGAAGCAGGGUGUCCAGCACCAGCGUGACAUCCAGGAUCUACUGAACGCUCUGAACGAAUGCCAGACGCUUCUCCAGGAACAGCUGCGGCACUGCAAGAAGCGCCUGCAGGAUGCGGCGCAGGAGAAGAAGAUGCUGAAAGAGGCUCUACAGGCAAAGGAAGCCGAGCUGAGAUCCGAGAAACAGAGACACAACUCUGAUCUGUGCCAGGCCCAGGCCAAUCUGCUGCAGCUACAUGACUCGGCCAGAGAGCAGGACCAGGUCACCAAGAAGCUGCUGGUGGAUGCUCACAGUAGGGAUCAGACCAUCAUGAGACUUCAGGAGAAGCUGAUCCUGAGCGGUGUGAUGAGAGACGCACUUUAA
Staurois parvus is the source of this 1547-nucleotide messenger RNA. NCBI's taxonomy places the organism in Eukaryota, Metazoa, Chordata, Amphibia, Anura, Ranidae. The record is from the annotation of a GenBank genome assembly.